Messenger RNA from Mirounga angustirostris (Northern elephant seal), 10536 nucleotides. RefSeq names its product calmin (gene CLMN). Gene Ontology annotation, cellular component: nuclear outer membrane; cytoplasm; meiotic nuclear membrane microtubule tethering complex. Gene Ontology annotation, biological process: negative regulation of cell population proliferation; nuclear migration. The coding region runs from base 95 to 3136 and encodes 1013 amino acids. Lineage: Eukaryota; Metazoa; Chordata; Mammalia; Carnivora; Phocidae. Gene Ontology annotation, molecular function: actin filament binding. The transcript is spliced from 13 exons. The record is from RefSeq and is a predicted model, not a curated record.
GCCGCCGCUCCGGCUCCGCGGCGCCCUCGCCCGCCAGGCUCUCCGCCCGCCGCCCGCGCCCGGCCCCGGCGCCCCGGCCCGCCGCCCGCGCUUCAUGGCUGCGCACGAGUGGGACUGGUUCCAACGCGAGGAGCUCAUCGGGCAGAUCAGCGACAUCCGCGUCCAGAACCUGCAAGUCGAGAGGGAAAAUGUGCAGAAGAGGACCUUUACGCGAUGGGUAAAUCUACAUCUAGAGAAGUGCAACCCACCUCUAGAAGUUAAAGAUUUAUUCAUUGAUAUACAAGAUGGCAAAAUCCUAAUGGCUUUGUUAGAAGUCCUGUCUGGGCGAAAUCUGUUGCACGAAUACAAAUCCUCAUCCCAUCGUAUUUUCCGGUUGAACAACAUAGCGAAAGCACUUAAGUUUUUGGAAGAUAGCAACGUAAAACUGGUUAGCAUCGACGCAGCAGAAAUAGCAGAUGGCAACCCCUCUUUGGUUCUUGGGCUGAUAUGGAACAUAAUCCUCUUCUUCCAGAUCAAGGAGCUCACGGGCAAUCUCAGCAGAAAGUCUCCAUCUUCCAGCCUGUCACCUGGCUCGGGGGGCACGGACUCAGACUCCUCCUUCCCGCCAACGCCCACCACAGAGAGGAGCCUGGCGGUAUCCGUGAAAGAUCAGAGGAAGGCUAUCCGGACCCUGCUGGCAUGGGUGCAGAGGAAGACAAGGAAGUAUGGUGUGGCGGUGCAGGACUUUGCGGGCAGCUGGAGAAGUGGGAUGGCCUUCCUGGCCGUGAUCAAGGCCAUCGACCCCAGCCUGGUUGACAUGAAGCAGGCCCUGGAAGACUCCAUGCGGGAGAACCUCGAGAAGGCUUUCAGCAUCGCGCACGAGGCCCUUCACAUCCCCAGGCUCCUGGAGCCAGAAGACAUCAUGGUUGACACGCCAGAUGAGCAGUCUAUCGUGACUUACGUGGCACAGUUUCUGGAACAUUUCCCGGAGUUGGAAGCCGAGGAUUUCAUGGAUUCCGAUAAAGAAGCCCCUAUUGAAUCCACCUUUGUCCGCAUCAAAGAAACUCCUUCUGAACAGGAGAGCACAGUCUUCCUUCUGACUGAAAACGGGGAGCGGGCCUACACCAUUAACCAUGAAGCCAGCCAACCACCACCCUCCAAAGUCUUUGUCUGUGACAAGCCCGAGAGUAUGAAAGAAUGCUUCCCCAGUGGUGUGUCCAGCUAUGCACUGUCAGACAGCUCCACUGAAUUCAUGCACCAGAUUGUCGACCAGGCCCUCCAAGGCGUCCCAGGUAAGGCCAGCAGCACCAACGACCCAUCUCCAGAAUCUUCCAUUUUAUCAUCCAAAACGGACAGCCGGAGGUCCAACUCUUUGCCAAUCAAGAAAACUGUGCACUUUGAGGCUGACACCUACAAGGACGCUUCCUGCAGUAAGGACCCUUUCUACAGCCAAGACCUUCGCUUUGAAGGGAGCCCGAGAGGGACAAAGGACUCAUUGCUGAAGCAGGGUGGGUACAUCCUGGCAGUUGAGACUGCCGAGGAAAAGCCGAAACAGGAGGCUCCAAAGAUUUCAGAAGCAGCCUCUGAUGAGUCCCCAGGUGACAUCUCUUUGGUGGAAGGUAAGAUCAAUCAUUCACAGACUGCCCAGGGUUCUCCCUCCUGGAACGGGGAGCCGGAGGGUGCAGCCAGCCCCGGGGAGGAGAGUCGUCCCCUUUCACAUCUCGGGGACAACACUGUUAUGGCCGAUUCCUUGGAGAUCAAGGUCGAGCUGCUGACCGUAGAAGCUAUGGGUAAGGAAGACUAUUUUGAAGGCAUUCCUUUAAAGGCCUCUAAAUUUAGCAACGACCUGAUCGAUUUUGCCUCGACCAGCCAGACUUUCAAGGAGGUUCCUUCGCCUCAUGAGAAAAAACCAGUGGAGGAUGAGGUUUUGGAGGAUCAGGCUGAGAAACCGUGGAAGAGGAGAAGUAAAUUGGCGCACCAGAGGAAAGAUUCGGAUGAGUCCCCAGAGAGGCCCAACAAGCUUGAACCUCACAAGGACCCUAGGCAAGAAGACCACGGCUAUUCUCUGGCUCCAGGGCAGGCGCCUGCGGAUAAGAAGCCAGAGGUGUACGAGAAGCCCAAGCGUAAGUCCGCGCGCCGCCGUCGGGGCGAGGACAAAGGGGAGCCUGCGGGGCUGCAGGGGCCGGAAGGAGAGGUGCCCUCCGAGCCGCCGAGCAACAGCGUCAGCCUGGAGACCCUGCGCAGUCGCAGUGAGGAGGGCCUGGACUUCAGGCCCUCCCCGCCGCUGUCCAAGGUCUCUGUCAUUCCCCACGACCUAUUCUACUACCCGCACUACGAGGUGCCCCUGGCUGCGGUUUUGGAGGCUUAUGCGGAGGGCGCAGAGGAUUUGAAAAACGAAGCCCUGGAUCUUGAGGAGCCGGAGGGCUAUCUGUGUGAUGUGGGGGCCAGGGACGAAGCCGAGGAGGUCAAGGAGUCUUGGAGCACCUGCAGCUUCUUGGGGCUGGGCGAGGACGUCCCCGAGGCCAGCGACCCUGCGGCGCCUUGUCCCGAGGGGCGUGCGGAGAAUGCCAGACCGGCCUCGGAACCCGCUGACCCGUCCCCACCAGAAGACCACCAGCAAGGGGAGGCCGAAGACAGUUCCUCUGUGGAGAGCCAGCAGUCCCAGGAAUUCAGAAACUUGGGAAACUUAGCAAACUCUUUAGAAGAAAAGGUAAUGGGAGAAUCAAUCAGCAGUAAAAAAAAGGAGAAAAGGAAGCAUGUGGACCACGUAGGAAGUUCAGUAUUUAUAGCACCCGGCACCAUCCGAUCCUCAGAUGACCUAGAAGAAGACACCGGUGACCACAAAGUCCUCUCCAGGACUAGUCACAGUGACUCCAGCAUUUACAUUCGACGACAUACUAACAGGUCUUUGGAAUCGGAUCAUUUUAGCUAUGUUCAAUUGAGGAACGCGGCAGAUCUGGAUGACAGAAGAAACCGAACGUUAACCAGGAAGGCCAACAACUCUGGUGAAGCCAUGUUGCUGGAGAGCCAAAGCCCCCAGAGCGACUCUCUGACACAGUUUGUCCAGCAGCCGGAUAUGAUGUAUUUUAUUCUCUUCCUCUGGCUCCUGGUUUACUGCCUGUUGCUGUUCCCGCAGCUGGACGUCAACAGACUCUGAGGCGCGUGUCUGCAUAAUAAAAACGACAGGCCCCUGACCAGGCGGCGGGAGCUCUUUCUACUUCACUUUUUUCGGGUGUGGAGGAGGGCACCUCUGCAGACGGUGGGGGGCCUCAGGGAAACAGCCCCCUCUCCCCGCUUCACCUUUCCUUUCUGUCCUGUAAGUGCUGAGCAUGCUUUUCUCUUCGGCUGUGUCCUCCACACUCAGGUGUGUGUUUGGCUGGAUCGUUAGGUGGACUUUAUUCCUGCGGGCCUUGCUUUGUCAGGUAUGAAGCACCCUUGCUAACAUUUAGCCAUAAGCUGGCUUGUAGCUCGUCCCCCGUGCAGGCUUUUAAGGUCCAGAUGGACUCGAGUGAGCUGCCUCUCGGAGGAGGGUCCUCCUGAUGAGGAAGAGGGGCGAUGCCCCACGCAGGACCUCCACUGGGAAGAAAGCUGCCCCAUGUUCCUCCCCGAGGGGGGUUUGAGUGAAGGUGCUGGGUGUCCAUGCACCUGUCGUGUGGUCCGCGGUUGGUUAUAUCUGAGGGGCGCAGAGCUGCCGGCUCCAGGAGCCCACGUCCCGGGACGGCAAACCCGAGGAGGAAAGUGGGGGCUGUGUAGUGAGCUGCCAUGCACUUUCUGUCACCCUAGUUUUGGGGGAAGAGCAAGGGAGGGGAGGAUGGAAAUUCAGUUUUGCGUUGAUUGGAUUGAGGUUAAAGCUGUGAUUUUCAAAUGUUUUCCACCCAUGUCUUAGCCAGGGGAGAAUCUAGAUGGUACAGUAAAAGCCUCUGUGCUGAUCUCCAGGGUUCCAGAGGGCACUGCCCAAGGCUCCUUAAAAGCCAGGAGGAGGAGUGCAGGAGUGGCUGGGCUCAGAAUAAGUUCCGGCUCACGCUGGUGCUGGGACGUCAGCAUGGGCAUCCUUCGUGGUCGGUCAUAAUGGGAUUCUUUUUUUUUUUUAAGAUUUAUUUAUUUGAGAGAGAAUGAGAGCGAGCACGAGGCGGGGAGGGUCAGAGGCAGAAGCAGACUCCCUGCCGAGCAGGGAGCCCGAUGCAGGACUCAAUCCCGGGACUCCAGGAUCAUGACCUGAGCCGAAGGCAGCCGCUUAACCAACUGAGCCACCCAGGUGCCCCCAUAAUGGGAUUCUUGAAUAGACUUUUCUGGAAGGUACCCCGAGAAGUAGACCAGAGCAGACAGUUUGUGAGGAGACCUCCAGCCACCCUCCCAUCUUCCUUCUGCCCUGCGCCACCACCCAACCCCCGUUUCCCACCAAGAUGCAGGCCCUGGGGCCCUGGUAUUGCUUCUAACUCCCAUUGCCCUGCCCCUCCAAGCCCUACUCAGAAAACCACAAACCCGUAGGUCAGGAGGGGCCCUCAGGCAGUCUCUUCUCUGCCGAACCCAGAGAGGCAGAGCGGGUGGACCAAGGUCACAGCCAACCAGGAGCAGACUUGCAAAGGCACCUGCGCUGCCUGAUGCCUGGUCCAGAGCUGUCCCCUCAUUAACGAAACUUGUGUUGGGCCCAUGGGCCCAUGAGUGUCCUGGAAAGAAAAAAAAAAGGUUAAAGGAUUAGAUUAAAAUGUCCUCACUGAAACAAAACCAAAAUUUGGGGGCCAGCUACAACCUUUGCGCUCGUAAAGCAUUCGCUUUCACUCUCAUCCCCUGUGACCUCUGGAGUGCCCUUGACCGCUGGGACAGCUCGGCCGCUGGUAAUUGCUUCUGCUCCAGAACUCACGGCUCUCUCUGAGCAAGGCGAGAGGCGUGCUUAUUUCAGGCAGGGGGUUUCAAGUUUACAGAAUUCCAGCACGGCCAAAAGAAUUUACAUAGCACAUUUGAAUCGAUGACAGCCAAAAUCCCACUCUGGUUUAUAGCCUGCCUUCUCUCCUUCUUGGUUCUUAGAACAAAUCUGAGCCUUCCAAGUGGAAAGCUGUCGGGAGCUUGGAGCGGUUCCAUCUUGAAGGCCAAACGUCCCGGGGAGAAUGGGCUAAUUAGUGAGCUCCCUGGCAUCACUGAAAGCUCAGAGGUACAGAUAGUAAAGAUGACAUGUGUGAUAUUUUAUAACCCCGGACACCACGUGGUCCUUGCCUAAACUAGAUGCUGGAAGAGCCAGGGAGGAGCCAACCCAAACACGCAUCAUCUCAUUUUACGGGGCUAGACCUUGUUCAGAAAAAUCUCUGCAGGCUGUUUCUCUCACCCAUUACAACAUGUAAUAUUGUUUAAAACCACCCAGUGGCAAGAUGCCUAAAAAUCGUUUGGUUCCGGUUGGCUGUAAACAGAUUUCUUCUUUAAAGGCAAAAAAAAUUCCCAGUGGAGUAUAGGCUUCUAUGGAAGAGGAAGUUGAAUAUAAAAGGUGGAUGGAGAAGCCUACAGGACAGACCACCCAAUGGCUUUGAAUUUUUUUUUUUUAAGUAUUGAUUUUUAAUUCUUAUCCAAGUAAUACAUAUUCAUAGUUUAUGAAGAAACAAGUACCAUAUGGCUUUUAAUGAAAAUUAGCAGUGCCCUAAGUCUGGUUUCCCUAGAAGCAACACUUUCAAUCCCUUUAGCUAUUGCUUGUUAUUUACCUUUGCAUUGCAACAUAACAUGCUUACACUUAUUUUCCUUUUUUAAAUUAGAAACACUUGCAACUUGCUAUUCUGGUAGAUGGGGGUCUCGCCCUUCUCCAUCCUCCACUUCUUUUCCCUGGUGUGUUUACAUCACAUUAUUUCAUGCAUGUCUAUUCAGUGUAGGGGUGCAGAAGGACCGUUCAUGCCUGAGCCAAGUAAUGUGCUAUGGUAACACACCCUUUCUUGCCAAAAAUUUCCCCUUGGUUUGAUAAUCUGUGUUUGUUUUUUGGGGUUGUUUUAUUUUUUUUAUUUUUAUUUUUUGGUGUGGCACGUUCUUUAGUAACUUCCUGAUGAAAGUAACAUGGGAAGUAAAUCUUAUAAAUUUCUUGAGAUUUUUGCAUACCUUAAAAUGUCUCCAUUCUGCCCGUCCCCGAGUGUAGCUGGGUAUAGGAUUGCUGGUGGAGAGUAACUCCCUCUUACGGCCGCCCAGCUUAGUUGUUGAGACUUCUGGCACCACCCAGAUUCCCAAGCCUCUAGAUGUGACUUGGGUUUCUCCCUACCUCCCCCGAAGCAUUCAAGCUCCCUUUCUUCUUAGUGUUCCAAGCUGUCCUGAUGGUAGCAUGUCCUCCGUGGUAUGAAGGUCAUGCUGGCUUCUCAUGGGAAACUUCGCUCAGUUUUUCUUGGAUUUUGGAGGCCCGCUAGAGUUUUGAGAUGUGGCCUCUCUCUCUUUCUGCCUAGAGACCUUCCUCAGAGGUCUGUGCCGAAUUCCCUACCUGGACUCAGCUUCACAUCCUGAAGUCCCCAGAGUGGGUUACACUGGAGUUUCAGGCCAGCGUGGCUUCUCAGAACCUUCUCGGCGAUGCUCUUGCCAGGAAGCGAGCCCAUAAAGCUCUCCAGGUCCAGCUGUGUUCUUUCUCUUUCCCCGACAUUGCAUAAUCGCUGCUGAAACCGCCUUUAGAGGAAGAUUUAAGAUCUUGUGCCUGCAGCUGCCGUGUGGAGCCCCCACGGCGGAAUAGCAGGUUAUUCCUCCGGCCCUUGCAGCCGGUGAGCGGGGCAGCUCUGAUGUCGAGGGCCAGGAGCCCGGGCGAGACACUGAGGCUGAGAGCUGGAGGGGCGAUAUCGUGCUUAUUUGCUGAAAAUUGCUGCAGUUUGCCUUCCCAGUUAGCCAAGGGAGGGAGCCAAGAAAGGAGACGUAGCUUCUUUGCUGGACGCUGAGUCCACAGAUCUUUCGAGUCGGCCUUGUCAGUCAUUUCCUUGAGGAAGGACAGCAGUUCAGGGAAGUGAGCCUGGUGCCUGAGAAGCACGGGCUUGGGCUGCGUUGGGCCCCAGAUCUCCCAUUUCUGUCAUGUGCAGACUCAACGUGAGUGCUCAGCCCGCCUUGCUCUGAUUUUUCGGAGCUCCCCACUGACCGUCAGGCCUUGUCAUUUCUCCUGCGUGGGCUUGGGGUGAGCUUGGUCGAGUAAUUGGGCAAAGGCUUAGAGACUCGGAGCUCCCGCUUCCCUGAGAGCCGGCGGAGGACCAUUCGAGUUCCUGUGCGCCCCGGCCCGUCCAGCGGUCAGCAGACCCCGCAGAGCCAGGGAGACUGACUUAUAAUUUGCUCUGAGAACCUUGAUGAAAACACAUCAGGCAAGCAGUUCUCACCAGCCCAGGGCUGUUGCAUCAACAAGCCAGGAAACAUCUUUGGGUAUGGGGAAGAGACAACCAGUAUUUUGUUUGACCACGUUCUUCUUAAAUACAACACUACUCAGCCAUCCGGGGGCUGAUCCCACUGCUAACUUUUUAAAUUCCUGACACCCAGAAGCCAAGUCUAGCUUUCUUUUUUUUUUUUUUUUUAAGAUUUUAUUCAUUUAUUUGACAGAGAGAGAAAGAGAGAGAACAAGUAGGCAGAGAGGCAGGCAGAGGGAGAGGGAGAAGCAGGCUUCCCGCUGAGUGGGGAGCCCGAUGCGGGGCUCGAUCCCAGGACCCCAGGAUCAUGACCUGAGCCGAAGGCAGUGGCUUAACCGACUGAGCCACCCAGGCGCUCCUGCCAAGACUAGCUUUCAUCCCGCAGGGGUCUGCGUAACUGAAACCAUUUUCCUUACAUCACAGUUCCCUUUCCUCCUCCUCCGAGAGGUGUCCUGGGCUCCAGAAAGCGCAGGUUUGGGAAUCAGCCAGAUCUAGGUCUGAGUCCCUGCUCUGCCACCUGGUAUCUGGAUAAUCAUUAAGCUUUCUGAGUGUCUUCUGCGCAGAGCAGACCCUGCGUACAUCCUCGUUGAAUGAGUAAUGCUUCCUUGCAAGUUUGCCUCGAAGCUGUAAAGUGUCCGGCAGUUCCUUGCUCUGAAUUCCCCUCCUCUCUGAGCUUUGCAGACACCUCCUUUCCUUAUGUUCCAUUGACCAAAGCUGCUUGAGGCCUCUCCAGCCCACCUUCGUCCCACCAACUGCUCUGUCUCAUAUCUAACCCAAACCUUUUAAAGAGGAAGUUGAGGAGCACCUGGGGGGCUCAGGCAGCGGAGUGUCCAGCUCUUGGUCUCAGCUCGGGUCUUGAUCUCAGGCUCAUGAGUUCAGGCCCCAUGUUGGGCUCCACGCUGAUCUCAAAUGCUGAUUUUCAUCCUGGACUUCACUGCUUAGAAGAUAGUUACACCCUAAGGAGGUUCUGAUUCUUGAUGGCUUUGGCCAAGUUGGCAUCUGUGGGUGGAGAUUCCCAGAGCUGGGAAGGUGGGAACUUGGUUAGUCAGGUUGCAGUUCCCCACCACAUGUCCUUCUCCCCCCUCCCAAAUUUCUGCACACCACUCCCAACCCCAUACCCAAACCACUCAGAUGUCUUCUUCAUGCUCGCAUAAAAAUGACCGAAGAUGACCCAGAUUCAUGUUUUCGCCUAUGGUUGCAAAUUUGCAACCAAAAUGACUGCCUCUAAAGAACCGCCAGCAGUAAAAUCUCGGCGUCUAACCUCAAAAACUUCAGCCACCAGUUAACUAGCCAUCCUGCCUGAGCUAAUCACCUCUCCAACCCAAACACGUGCUUUUUUUUUUUUUAAGAUUAUUUAUUUAUUAGAGCAAGUACGAGUCGGGGGAAAGGCAGAGGGAGAGAGAGAAUCUCAAGCAAACUCCAUGCUGAGCUCGGAGCCUGAUGUGGGGCUUGAUCUCAUGAUCCUGAGGUCAUGACCUGAACCGAAACCAAGAGUCAGAUGCCAACUGACUGAGCCACCCAGGCGCCCUCCAACACACGCUUUUUCAGAGCAGGAAAUUAGGCUCUCUCCUUCAAAAGACAAACACACUUCAUUGGGCUGGGCAGAGCACAAUUAAAAUAAGGAUGGAGGAUUUGAAUUACUUGGAUGAAGCCAUAAUUGGUUGGUCUGUGAGAUAGGAAUACUUAUUUUUCCUUUGUUUUAAGUUUAAAAGUUGUGAUUUUUACACUGUCGCAAAAACAGAAAUAUCUUUUGAUUGGUUUAUUGCAUUUGCAGUGGCUCGGACUUCCUUUAGCCCCACCCAAAGUCAAUAAGAGCAUAUCCUCUGCAAGACUGUGCUAUAAGGAAGAACAGCCACAAAGGCCUGUAUUCUUAAAUGUCAUGCGAGGAUUGAACCAAAGGAAGAUGCUGGGCGUUUCUGUAACCUGGGAGUUGACAUUGUUCCAAAGUAGGACAACACCGGCCUGAGCAUCAGGAACCUACAUCCGGACUCUGACUCACCUGCUGUGACACCUUGAAUAAUUCAUUUACCAUUCUGGGUCAGAAGUUGGAAAAUCUUUUAAAAAUUCCUUCCUAGGUUUAAAAAUCCAAAGGUUAACAAGGUAGAUUUUUUAAAAAAUCUCAGUAAGUGACCUAUUUGCUUAAAAUAAAUGCAUCUCUGUAUUUCUAAGUGAAAUCCAAAGCUUAGAACAUUGCUUCUGGGUUUCGUAUCUGAUAAAGGUGCCUUCAGAAAGGGUUUGGUAAAACAAAGCUCAGUCUGUUAAGGUGUGGGAAUGAAAGUUGGAGUAGAAUGGAGGAGAUCUGCUUCCUAGGGCUUCCAGACCUAAAUGGUCUCCUUAAAUUAAGUCCGCGUCGGAGGCAGUUUGCCAGGGAAGUCUGUCCCAGAUGCCAAAGUUCAGCAGUAGGAACAAAGAACUAUAAACAGGACCUUCCUACCCUUCCCAUCUUUUCCCCCUUCCCCUGGUGGACUCAAAAUUAACCGGUGCAAAAAUCCCACUCAUGUUGGGCUGUUUGCAUUGUAACGUUGGAUCCCUUCAGCCGAAGGCUGGCACGUUAGUGGAGAAUGUUCCAGAGUGGGCCCGCACCCGUGGGGCAGGGUGCCAUGAGGAGGAGGCCUGCCUUUUGCGCUUGAAAUCACACCAUAAGACAGGGCCUGCAUCACUUGCCUUGCAGCCAAAGACAAAUAGGAACCAUGGUUGUUCCCUCCCGUGUGUCGUGUGUCAUCUGGACAGAUGACUAAGUCUGGCAACAGUUUCCUCCGAGCCUGUUCUCGAGGAUGGUGACAGGAGUUUGCUUCAAGGUCUGUAAUAUGUUUAACAGAUUCAAUACUACUGUUUCUUUUAACGUCAUGGCAAAGCUUCAGGGACAAUGUCUGAACAUUUUUAUGAAGAGCGCUAAGAGAACUAUGGAGAAAAAAGUGAGAUGUUAUUUUGUAGAACAAGGAUUAUUUUGUCUAUUGAGUAUAUAUAUAUAGUCGUAGCUUUGUAAAAAGGGAUCUUUGUAAAAAAAAAAGAUUGUAUGAAUGUGCCCUCUUAUUUAUUGAUUAUUGUAAAUGAAGAUAUAAGUGACUAUUUGCAUAAUUUGUACCUGUAGGAAGUUAACUGGAGUAUUUGCUAUUUGACCGUUUUCUAUUAAGGAAUAGUAGGCUCGGUGCUACGAUGAAUGGUCUUGGAAAAUCCCAUGUAUUCUUAAGAAAAUGUUUAAGUAUAGAUUUCACGAACUGUC